Messenger RNA from Zingiber officinale, 732 nucleotides. Its product is annotated as polygalacturonase At1g48100-like. NCBI's taxonomy places the organism in Eukaryota, Viridiplantae, Streptophyta, Magnoliopsida, Zingiberales, Zingiberaceae. Gene Ontology annotation, biological process: carbohydrate metabolic process. The transcript is spliced from 7 exons. Gene Ontology annotation, molecular function: polygalacturonase activity. The record is from RefSeq and is a predicted model, not a curated record. The coding region runs from base 1 to 732 and encodes 243 amino acids.
AUGGCGCCACCAUUCAACAAGAAGGCAACUGACCCCCAAGGUCUCAGAUUACUCAAAUCCGGCUUUCUGCCUAUCCAACGUUUAUGUGGGCCAGAUGGAACUGGCUUUGAAGAUAUGCUGACCAAAUUCGAGACGAAGAGCAACCGGGUGAAGGGUGCUUUUGAGGCUGCAUGGGCUGCUGCUUGCAAAGCGGGUGACUCAGUUCUGGUUGUUCUAGCAGAAUUCGAGUUCCUUGUGGGUCCCAUCUCCUUCUCUGGGCCUUACUGCCAGCCGAACAUUGUUUUCCAGCUAGAUGGUAUGAUUAUUGCUCCAACAAAUGCCAAGUACUGGGCUUCUGGACUUCUAUGGUGGAUUGAGUUCACAAAACUGAAAGGCAUAGCAAUUCGAGGGAGUGGAGUAAUCGAAGGGCGAGGAAGUGUCUGGUGGACAGACACUGACUCUGAUGUCGAUCCAACACAUGAUGAGCUGAGCUCCAACCUGCCUCAGAUUAAGCCUACUGCCUUGAGGUUCUAUGGGAGCUACAAUGUGUCAGUGACUGGCAUCACAAUUCAGAACAGCCAGCAAUGCCAUCUUAAGUUCGACAACUGCGAAGCUGUUCAGGUCUACAACAUCACGAUUGCUUCGCCAGGCAAAAGCCUCAACACGGACGGAAUUCAUCUGCAGAACUCGAGAGAUGUCAUAAUCCACCAUGCCAACAUGAGUUGUGGUACAUAUUGCACUAUCCUUUACUGA